Messenger RNA from Salvia miltiorrhiza (redroot sage), 1361 nucleotides. RefSeq lists its product as uncharacterized. Bases 272 to 823 code for a protein of 183 amino acids. NCBI's taxonomy places the organism in Eukaryota, Viridiplantae, Streptophyta, Magnoliopsida, Lamiales, Lamiaceae. Gene Ontology annotation, molecular function: zinc ion binding. The transcript is spliced from 2 exons. The record is from RefSeq and is a predicted model, not a curated record.
GUACCAUAAUUGUGUGAAAAGAAAACAAAAUUAAAUUAAUUAUACCAUAAAAUAUAAUAAAUCACAAAAUCUCCCGUGCAACAUUCGAUUUUCCCUAUCUCUUCUGAACCUCAAUGUCAUUUUCUCCUCUUUGUUCCACCUCACCAACCCAUCCUUCAAAAUUCACCAGCUCUCCAUCGAUUUCCAUGACAUAAACUUACUCCAAAUGUCUCAAAAAUAUUGGAGAUAAAUGUGAUGGCUAGUGCAUCCUGCAUAGCACUUCCAGCCAUGCAUGAUGCCUUCCAGGUGCAUUAUGAAGGUAUCAACCUUUGUUGUGUAUGUGAAAACAAACAUGAAUGGGCAAAACAAGUGUUCAUGCCUGGAAUGUUAUAUAAGUGGUAUCCCUUGCAAGCAUGCUUGCGCUGCCAUCAGAUUCAUGGAUCGUGAUCCCACUGAUUUUGUUUCUGGUUACUUCACUAUGGCUACCUAUCUUUCGGGGUAUGAAUUUGGUAUCAAACGUAUUGUUGGGAACAAGAUGUGGCCUGAAGUGAAGAGCGAUGUUGUUAAACCACCACCUAAAACAAGAAUGGCUGGAUGUCCUAAGAAAAAAAGGGUUCGAGCACCUCAGGAGAAGGAAUGGAGGAUGACCAGACAUGUAGUUGUGAUGUCGUGUAGCAAGUGCAAGCAGACAGAGCAUAACAAAAGAAAAUGCUCUAAUCCAGCCCUGGAAAACCCGAACCCUAACAAGGCCUUCAAAGGAUGGUGCACCUCCAAAAGGAAGCAAGGAAAAAGAAGGAGACAAAUCCAGCCAAGGUACUUUGUCAAAGAAAAAGGCUGCAUCUGAGCAACAAUCUCAGAUGAAGAAAAAAAGUGGAUCCAAUCAAUACAAGGGCAGAGGGGCAGCUCUUAAAGAGAUUGGUGUUUACGUGAACGAGGCAACUGGAAAUUCCUUCUACCAUGUAAGUUGUAGUAUUAAGUUUUCACUUUAUCAAACUUUUAUUUGUGAACUGCUUCUAAACUAUAUAAACUUUCUUUCGGUUCAACCUCAUCAAAGAAAGCCAUGUUGUUGCAAAAGUUCAAAAAAUCAAGAAUUUCAAAAACCAAAGAUGGUCGAACUACCUCGACAGGGCAGAAUAGUGAUGUCACUGGAGUUGCAACAACUCAAGAAAGUAGGAAUGAAUGAGCCUCAACCCAUGAUUUGUGAAUGAAACAAUUGGUAUUUAUAUAUUUUGCAUUGUAGUAGCCGAUUAUUUUUUGGUUUUCUCUAGACUGAAGAACAAAUUAGCUUGAAAUACUUUGAUGUUGAGGUGGUUUUUGUAACUGAACUUCUUCAUAUCACUUACGUACCGGUUGGGUAAUUGAAUAUUUAGCUUUUGGUUCCA